Molecule: messenger RNA, 5383 nt
Organism: Drosophila novamexicana
Lineage: Eukaryota; Metazoa; Arthropoda; Insecta; Diptera; Drosophilidae
Exons: 6
Coding region: 190-3411 (1073 amino acids)
Molecular function (GO): protein binding; metal ion binding
Source: RefSeq, a predicted model, not a curated record
UAAAGAAAAAAGAGGAGAAAAAGCAAAAAGAAAAACAGUUCAUUAACAGCGCGCAUUACUGCGACGUCGCGUCGACGCCGACGUCGUCGUCGCAUACGUGACAACGGCCAGCUACACGGCACAACAACAACAACAAGAGGAAUAACAACAACAACAACAACUGCAGCAGCAGCAGCAACAGCUGUCAGGAUGCCGCUCUCCCAGGGUUAUUACAUGAAGCCCUCGCUGGCACCCAAACGCGCACUGAAAGCGCUGCGCAAGGAGAAUCAACAGCAACAACUGCAACUGCAACUGCAACUGCAACAGCAGCAGCAGCAGCAGCAACACUUGGGCGCUGCUGCACGGCCGCUGUCCAGCUCAACGCACACGCUGCACGCGCUGCUGCUCAACAACAACAACAACAGCAGCAACAACAACAACAACAACAACAGCUCGCAGCAGCUGUCCUUUCUGCUGGGCGAGUCCUUUGCCCACUUGGGCAGCCUGGCGCAGGCGUUUAAUGUGUACGAGCUGAUUGCCAGCCUGCAGCCGGACGGACACGUGCCGCUGGACAAGCUGGCGGUCUUGGCCAGCGCUCUCACCGCACACAUACGCCAGCUGGGCGGCAUUGUGGGCGUGGGCGUGCCAUCGGCCAGCCAGGCGCUGGAGUCGAGUCGCAGAUCCAGAUACCAGCAGAUGCGCCAGCACGUGGACAUGUGGACGGCGCACACGCUGGGCUUGGAGCUGUUGCCGGGCACAGACUUGGAUUUGCAUGCGCCGACGCGAGAACUAAGCGUACCGAGUCCGGCGCUGAGCGAGGACUACGAUCCGCUGCUGUGCCCGCUCUGCGCGGACAUGCUGCGCGCUCCGGUGACGACCAAUUGCGGGCACACGUUCUGUGGCCAGUGCUGCGAGGCGAUCACGCAGUGCAACAUCUGCCAUGUCAAGUUUCCGCGCAGUGCUGAGCGUCUGCCGCAGGGCGUGGCCUUGACCAGCACCACCUCCUCCGCCUCCUCCUUCACCUCCUCCAACAGCAGCAGCAGCAGUCUCGGCCUUGGCCUGGGCCUGGGCCUGGGCAUCGCCAGCUCAUCGACGCGCUUCAUGCCGGGCCUACCGCCUGCGCCCGUCAGCAGCAGCUUUCCCCAUGGACUCGGCCUGCGUCUGGCCGUGCCCGCGCCCACCACGGUGACCACCACAACGGUGGCUUCGACGACAGCAACGGCCACAACGACCAUGGCCUCCGGCAGCUCCGCGUCCGCCCUGGUGGCCGGCAUGGGCGGCUAUGCGCUGGGCGGCGCCAAGGCCAUGAAGUUCAUGCCGGACGUGCUCGUCAGGCGUCUGGUCGAGAAGUGGUGGGGCGCCGAGCUGCAGGCCAAGAAGAUCAUCGAGAAGGCCACCAGCUGCAUGCAUCUCAAUCGCCUGGACGAUGCGCUCAAGUUCUGCAAUGCCAGCCUCGAGAAAGCGCCGAGCAACUUCAAGAGUCUCUGUCUGCGCGCCGAGGUGCUGCUGAAGCUGAGCCACUAUCAAAGCUCCCUGGCGGACAUUGAGAAUGCGCUGCGCACGCGCUGCACUUCGCCCAAGGCACACUAUUUGCGCGCCUUGGCGCUGAGCGGCUUGGGUCGACUGGAGGAUGCCCUGUACAAUGGCUUUCUGGCCAUUUGCCUGGACAAAAACACAAAUCUCAGCAACUCGGAAAUCUUUCAACAUGAUCUCGCCAAGAUACUGCAACGUCUCCUGGCCCAAACGCCCAAAAGUCGCGCAGCGAUUGAGUCGCUGCCGCCGUCGGCAGCGCAGCUGCAGCGCAGCUAUGCGGUCGCCGCCAAGGCGCCGUACGCGCUGCUCUGGGAGCAGAUGCGCCGGCGCAGGAAACAGCAUCAUCAUGUGCAUCUGGACGAUGUCGAGGAUGAGUUCGGCCUGAGCUGCGAGAAGGACUACGACAACUACAUCAUGGCCGACGAGGAGGAGGUUGAGGUCGAAGUGGAGGAGGAGGAGGAGGAGGCGGCGGCGGCGGCGGCGGAAGAGGCCCAGCUGCAAAUGGAUGGCGAUUUUCUGUUCCCCAGCGCCCUUGACUAUAUCGAUCCGCGCAACGUCUACGAGCAGCUGCACAGCGCCAAGCAGUUCGAGCUGCAGGCGCGUCGGCAUGCCAAUCGCAAGCAUUGCCGCAGAAAAUGGGCCGCGGCACAGGCGGCGGGGCAGCUGCCACAUGUGGCAGCCGGCUGCGAGACGCGACGCUGCAGCCGCUUGCUGAGCGGCGUGCUCGAGCGCACGCAGCAGGAGAUGCAGCGACUGAGAAAGCUGGAUGGGUCGGAGCAGCGGCAGCUGACCGCCGUUGGGGGCCAGCUGAUCGAUGCGAGCGAUUUUGAUUGCGUGCUGUGCUGCCGGACGCUGUGGAAGCCGGUGGUGACGCCGUGUGGACACACCUACUGUCUGGUAUGCUUGGAUCGUUGCAUGGAUUACAACUCCUCGUGUCCAUUGUGCAUGUCACCACUUGUGGAACUAAAUGUCAAUAAUAAUCUGUAUCAGGGCUCAUCCUCGCCAGUACCCUUUGCGCUGGCCAAGCGGCCAGUUACGAAAUUCCUAGAAGCCGCAAUGAAACGAUUCAUUCCAGACCACUACGAGGCGCGCUUUCGCCAGGAAAUCGAUCAGGAGCCCUCGGUGCCGGUAUUCAUCUGCACCGCGGCCUUCCCAUCGGUACCCUGUCCGCUGUUCGUCUGUGAUCCCCGCUACCGGCUGAUGGUGCGGCGUGCCCUCGAGUCCGGCGACAAGACGUUCGGCAUUGUCCAGCCGCACAGCGGCAAGUCCCGAUACUAUGAUGUCGGCACCAUAUUGGACAUAAGGGACUGUGUCCUGCUCGGCGACGGUUGCUCCAUACUGAGCACCAUCGGCUGCAAGCGCUUCAAGAUACUCGCGCGCAGCGAAAAGGAUGGCUACGAAACGGCCAAGGUGGAGUACAUAUGCGAUGAGCCGAUUGCCAUCGAUCAGGUUCAAUCUGUGGCUGCGAUGCAGUCCCUGGUGCUGGCCAAGGCGACCGGCUGGUUCGAGAGCCUCAGCACCGAGCAAAAGCACGAGAUACUCCAGAGCUAUGGCCAGAUGCCGCCGCUCGAGCACAGCUGGCAGCUGAUCGCGGACGGGCCCGCCUGGGCCUGGUGGAUCAUUGCCCUGCUGCCGCUCUCCCAGCAGCUGAAGGUGGACAUACUGGGCACCACGUCGCUAAAGAAGCGUCUGCGCGCCAUUGACAAGACGCUCGACUAUCUGCGCGAGCUGAGUCAGCCGCAGCCGCAGCAGCAGGCGCCGCAGCAGUCGCCGCAGCAGCCGCACGAUCUCAGCCUGGACUGCGAGGAGCAGGUCGCCGACGAGGCCGCAGCCGGUGUUGGUGUGGACGAGUGCUGCCUGUACGGCGAGUCGCACACCGACGAGGAGUUGCUGCUGUAGUGCAGCCCGCCUAGCUGUAGCUCCAGCAGUAGCUCUAGCAGUAGCAGUAGCUGUAGCAGUAGCAGUAGCUGUAGUUGUAGUAGUUGUAGUGAGUGUGAAAAGCGUUUCUCAAUAUGGUUAAAGCGAGCGUAAAUUCUGUGUCUAAGCCAUUCGUAUUACACGUUACUGUUAUCCUAGGGGCCAAAACGAAAGAUAUAAUAACUUAGCAGAACCAAAUUAUCAGUAGACGAAACUGUAACUGUAACUGUAACUUAGAACUGUAAACUGUAAACUGUAAACUGUAGCUAUAAAAUGUAAACUGAAAACUGUAAGCUUUACAGAUGUUAACUGAAAACUGUAAACUUUAAAGUGUAAACUGAAAACUUUAAACUGUAAACUGAAUGUGUGUAAAAGUUGAACUCAAUGUGUAGCUUAUGAAAGAGAUUUACAACAAAAAUAUAUAUAUAUAUGUAUCUAUAGUUAUGUAUAUAUAAUACACAUACAAUCAAAAGUCGCCCCUAACAAUCUAGAGAGCCCCCUAAUUUCCUGUUGAAACCAACCAAAAAAAAAAAAAAAAAAACGAAAACGAACCACAUUCCACAAAAUGAAAAAGAACAUAAAUCUUUGUACAGCAAAUACUUCUCUGCAGCAAAAAAUAUCUUCAACAACAACAACUCAUGGUUUCUACAAGAAAACACACAAAUUUUAGAAAUAAAUUAAACAACAAACAAUACCAAAACUUUGUAAAGGCCAACAACAUACACCACAAAAGAAAAAAAAAGAAGAGAAGUAGUUAAAGAGAACUCGACUCAAAUGAAGAAUUGCAACUUUUCUGGAGAAAAACUGAAUAUAAGAAGAAGAGCAGAGAAAACUCUUUCGGGAGUAUUUCUUGAUUUAUUUAAGUAUAAGCGGCUGGAACUAUAAGACAAUCUGCAACAUUUUUUUCUUAUUUUGUAUGACUAAAAAUAAUAAAACUAAAUAAAGUAUAAAUAAAAGAGGAACGAGGAGCAGCUCAUAACUAGCGUGUAGUUAGAAUUCAUGUGGAAAAUGCAAUUUAAUUUUCUUCUGUUAGCUUUCAAUUUAUAAGUCAAAUUUUCCCGCUACUCUCUCUGUCUCUAUAAACACAAGCACUCUCUCUCUCUAUCUCUCUCAGUACAUGUUUUAAUUAAGCUAUGAUAUGCGUACUAUCCAAAUUAUAUAUAUAUAUAUAUAUCAUAUGUAUGCUCACCUAUAUACCUAUAUAUAUGUAUAUAUAUUUGUAUGUGUAUGCCAAUCAAAAGGGAUUGACCGGCUAAUGCUAAUGCUCUUUUUCUGUAUUUGUAUCUGUAACAAACUUAUUAUAUAUAUAUAUUUAAACUGUAUCUGUAUCUGUAUCUAAAGUCCGCAUUCCUAUAAACGAAACACACACACACACACACAUACACACAAACUUUAAAUAGUUAUUGAAUUAAUUUAAUUAGCCUUAAGCCUCAUCAAGCCUCAUUCAAUUUUUGUAUUGUAAAGCAAAUGAAUUUUAAAAACAACAAUUUGCUUUGCCAGUCAGCUCACAUCAACCGAUACAUAAACAUAUAUAUAUAUAUAUAUAUAUAUAUAUAUAUAGAUAUAUAUAUGUGAACUUGUAUAUAGUUAGGACUUUGUUGAACCACGCCUUAUAAAGCAUAAACAAGCAUAUUUCUUAUAUGAUCACGAAUUUAAUUUUUAGCACACACCCACACACACACAGACACAGACACACACACACAUUAAGCAAUUAGCUAUGUAAUUUUAUACAUAAUAUUAAUCAUUUUUGUCAGCUAAGUUUUGAAAUAUUCAACAUAAUUUGUAAACGUUUUUUGUGUCUAAUUUAUAACGAAAAGAGUAAGAAACAGUAAAAAAAAAGUAUAUAUAAAAAAUAAAUGAAUAUCUGAAUAUAUAAAUACGAUAUGAUCUAUGAUAAACGAUAGCUCAGUUCUAUGUGUGUGCAACAAAUUUUUGACUCGUAUUUCUUUUCUUU